Messenger RNA from Sitodiplosis mosellana (orange wheat blossom midge), 809 nucleotides. RefSeq lists its product as uncharacterized. The record is from RefSeq and is a predicted model, not a curated record. NCBI's taxonomy places the organism in Eukaryota, Metazoa, Arthropoda, Insecta, Diptera, Cecidomyiidae. Gene Ontology annotation, biological process: proteolysis. Gene Ontology annotation, molecular function: serine-type endopeptidase activity. Bases 276 to 809 code for a protein of 177 amino acids. The transcript has 4 exons.
CUGGCGCUCCAUAUGCCUAUGUGGUAGCUGGUACGAAAGUUGCAUCAUACGAAUAUCAACAAAUAAAAAUCAAAGUCGAAAAAGAGAACAUUGCAUGGCACCCUCAUUAAAGUCAUUUAAUUGUUGGUGCAUUUGAUAUUGCCAAAAUUACACUGAAAACGCCGUUAGAAUUCAGCGAUACCGUUGGCAGUAUCAAACUCGUGGACAACGAUUACAAAUUGAAUAACUCAUCAGAAGUGGUCACUGUCUAUGGGUAUGGCGUGUUGAAUUCACCAAUGAUAUUGAGGCGUUGCGAUGCGAACUAUAUAUCUGAUGUCGAUCGUGUCAGCGCAUUUAACCCACGUCAAACAUUGUACUUUACCACUAGCGAAGCUACGAACGAUGGCGAAAUUCUUACACCUGGUGAUUCGGGUGGACCAGUCGUUUCAAAAACAAAUGGCAAAAUCGUGGGCAUAGCUGUGGGUAUAAAUGGAACAACAGGUCGUCGCGGAAUGUUCCUCCCAAUUGCAUCAUUCCUUGAUUUUAUCCAUGAUCCAAAGAGCGUGAAACCACUUCCACCUUCGCUUACACCUAACGAAGCUAAAUUCUUAGCCGAUAUAUCGGUACCGGGGAAAUUUCUUACCGUUACCAAGGAAGCAUAUGCCAACACCGACGAAGAUUUUCGAAUACACUCUAAUGCAAUCAUUUUCUCGGAAACCGAGAUUUUGACCUGUGCACAUAAUGUGCACGGCGCCCCAUAUGUCUAUGUAAUAUCCGAAAUCAAGUCACAACCGAAACUACCAUUGAAUAGCUGUGAAGGUAAAAAUUGA